Molecule: messenger RNA, 1308 nt
Organism: Aspergillus nidulans FGSC A4
Lineage: Eukaryota; Fungi; Ascomycota; Eurotiomycetes; Eurotiales; Aspergillaceae
Product: ubiquitin
Exons: 4
Coding region: 190-1107 (305 amino acids)
Cellular component (GO): nucleus; cytoplasm
Source: RefSeq, a predicted model, not a curated record
CUUGACAUCACGUUAUUGUCGGCGAAGCGCUGACCGACUGACUAAGUUGCUUCGCCUCCCCUCAUCUACCCCCAAGAGACAACUCUUGUCAACCCCCUCUUUCAUCCACCUUCACGUCUGUUUCCUUAUUCUUCUCUCUGCGUCCAUUUCAAUUAAAACCAUAGUCGAUCAAGUCUAGUUGUCGACAUCAUGCAGAUCUUCGUCAAAACCCUCACCGGCAAGACCAUCACUCUUGAGGUCGAGUCCAGCGACACUAUCGACAAUGUGAAGACCAAGAUCCAGGACAAGGAGGGCAUCCCUCCUGACCAGCAGCGCUUGAUCUUCGCCGGCAAGCAGCUCGAGGACGGCCGUACCCUUUCCGACUACAACAUUCAGAAGGAAUCCACUCUGCACCUCGUGCUCCGUCUGCGUGGUGGAAUGCAGAUUUUUGUCAAGACUCUUACCGGCAAGACCAUCACUCUCGAAGUCGAGUCCAGCGACACCAUCGACAAUGUGAAGACCAAGAUCCAGGACAAGGAGGGCAUCCCUCCUGACCAGCAGCGCUUGAUCUUCGCCGGCAAGCAACUCGAGGACGGCCGUACAUUGUCUGACUACAAUAUCCAGAAGGAAUCUACCCUUCACUUGGUCCUCCGCCUUCGUGGUGGUAUGCAAAUAUUCGUUAAGACCCUCACCGGAAAGACGAUCACGUUGGAGGUGGAAUCUUCAGAUACAAUCGACAAUGUGAAGUCGAAGAUUCAGGACAAGGAGGGUAUUCCUCCUGACCAGCAGCGUCUCAUUUUUGCCGGAAAGCAGCUUGAGGAUGGACGGACGCUUUCUGAUUAUAACAUUCAGAAAGAGUCCACACUUCACCUCGUCCUUCGUCUUCGUGGUGGUAUGCAGAUCUUUGUCAAGACACUUACUGGGAAGACUAUCACAUUAGAAGUUGAGAGCUCAGACACGAUCGACAAUGUUAAGACGAAAAUCCAAGACAAAGAGGGAAUCCCGCCAGACCAGCAGCGUCUUAUCUUCGCUGGUAAGCAGCUCGAGGAUGGACGUACGCUCUCGGAUUAUAAUAUCCAGAAGGAGAGUACUCUCCACCUGGUCCUCCGUCUCCGCGGCGGCAAUUAAUGACUCUCUUUGAUUUCGAUCUUACGGCUCAUCUACGGGUUAGCCAACCUGCGCGGCGUUGGAUGGGUUUCUUAUUCUUCACGGUUAAUCUGGGCAAGCCUUAUACCUUCUUUGUUGCCUCACAUGUCACCUUGACGGUGUUAUGAUAGUUCUAUCCUUUAUCUACUGAAUGAAACACAUAGACUGUUUCUUGCACUUUGA